AUGGGCACUCACAUCAGCCGAGUCAAGUCGGUUGAUCUGGAUGCCUGGACAGACGAACAACUGCAAAGUGUCUUGAAAUGGGGCAACUCAAGAGCAAACAAAUACUGGGAGGCCAAGUUGGCACCAGGGCACGUGCCGUCCGAGGCGAAGAUUGAGAACUUCAUACGUACAAAGUACGAAUCCAAGAGAUGGGUCAUGGACGGGCCCAUGCCUGAUCCCUCAACGCUAGACGCCGAAGGUGACGAUAAUAUGCCAUUGAAUAUCGUGCAAGAGAAGGCCAAAAUUGAGAGGUCGGCUUCGCAGCGUCAAGCGUCCACUCAACCAACUCCGCCUCCGCAGCCUCGGCCGACUGCAAAUGUGAAUCUGUUCGACGACUUCGCUCCAGCUCCCCCCGUCAGGCCCAAUACAGCGGACAUUCCUGACUCGAAACCCACGCGAACUGGCCCAGCAGCGCCUGCUCCGGCUCCAAAGCCCGCUGCGAAGCCACAAGACUCUUUGCUUGGGCUAGACUUCUUUGGAGGCUCAUCCUCCAGUGGCAUUGGUCGACCUUCGAGUGCAGCAUCCAAUCCUUCGGCUUCUACAAACAGUAGAGGAGACCUGAAGAGCUCAAUCCUCUCGUUAUAUUCUGCUGCACCUAAACCUCAACCAGCACCUCAACCCCAGCAUGACCGUCAGCCGUCAUUUGGUGGACUGGCCACAUCACCCGCACCAGCGAAGCAAGAUGCGUUCGGAGGUCUUGCCGAUGCCUUUAGCGGAUUGAGCUUCCCUAAUCCAACCACCACAAGACCUCCCGCGCCGCAGCCAGCCUCUGCAUUUUCGGCGUUUGGAAGUCUGACCAGCCCUGUUGCAGCGCCGAAAGCCACGCCAUCCGCCCCGCAGGUGACAUCGCCGCCUCCCCUGAGUGGUGGCAGUUUCUUCGAUGCGCUUCCCUCCAACGCACCCGCUGCCAAAGCCACUGUCACCUCGCCAUCGGCCUCGAAUGGACUAGAUUUCUCCUUUACCCAAAGAUCCCCACCUCCACAACCUAUGGCUGCCGCUGCACCCAAACCAUCAGCUACGUCUAUCCCUGUUGAUUUGUUUGCGGCUGAUGAUUUUGGAGGCUUUGCCAGCUCGACACCUGUUUCACCACCCAAACCUGCUCCCGCUCCCGCUCCUGCCCCGCAAGUGUCGUCACCUAUCAAUCCGAGCUCGACGUUUAGUUCUCCUUUCAAUCUAUCUUCACAGCCUGAUCCAACGCCAAAGCCGGCUCCUCAACCGUUCAAAGCACCAGCCGUAGCUCAAACCAGUUCGUCACUGUUUGACCCAUGGGCUUCAGGCAAUGAUAGCAGUCCUUGGGCGGCGCCCGAAGCAACCCCUGCGAAGCCAGCCCAGCCCAAGGUCGAGUUGGGGAAGCCACCUGCACACAUUACGCCCAAUGAUAUCCAUGGAGGGUGGGGAGAGCCGAUAUCGUCGAGCAACAAACCAGUGCGACAGGCUUCUGUCACAGCCGACGAGGACUUUGGGGGGUGGACCUCAGCUUCUACGACGCAGACACCAGUAGCUCCGCAAGCCAAAGGGAACGGGGGAUUUGGAGGCGCAUCGGACCCUUUUGACAAUCCAUGGGGUUGA
This is a messenger RNA of Fonsecaea nubica, 1608 nucleotides long. RefSeq lists its product as hypothetical. Gene Ontology annotation, cellular component: Golgi apparatus. Bases 1 to 1608 code for a protein of 535 amino acids. Gene Ontology annotation, molecular function: GTPase activator activity. The transcript has a single exon. Lineage: Eukaryota; Fungi; Ascomycota; Eurotiomycetes; Chaetothyriales; Herpotrichiellaceae. Gene Ontology annotation, biological process: endocytosis; intra-Golgi vesicle-mediated transport; endoplasmic reticulum to Golgi vesicle-mediated transport. The record is from RefSeq and is a predicted model, not a curated record.